UAAAUCACGAGUAACUUCAAGAGUUUUCAGGAAAAAAAAGAAAUUUGAAUUUUUGUAAAAUCAUGCCAUCCGAACAGAAGCAGUUACUUUUUGAUGAAAAACAGAGUACCCCCCAAAAAGAUUAUGAUGUGAAAAAUGAGAUAGUUGAUACUUUGAGAUCAAUACUUAAACCAAAAAUUUCAGAAAGUAUUUUUCAUUAUAAACUAAAAAAUGUGAAAAUUGAUUUGCCGAAGAUAAAUAUUCCAAAUGAAGUUCUGUUGAAACAUGAAGUUGACAAGUACCGAAAAUUAUUUCAGUGCAAACCACAGACUGCAAGAAAAUCUAUCAGCAUAAAGACUGCAAACCAUGUAGAGGAAUGUAUGUUGUUCCAUAAAUCUGAGAGAGUUGAAGAGAGCAUAAAAAUGUCUGCAAAAAUACUCAACUUCAACUGUUUAAAAUGCCAAGAUAGUACUCGAUACAGCCCAAAUGAUUUGCAGAAACACUUUCACAUGUGGCAUCAUGGUGAAUUACCUUCAUAUCCUUGUGAAAUGUGUAGUUUUUCAGCAAAUGAUUUCCAGGUCUUCAAACAACACCGACGGACCCAUAGAAGCACUUUAGUAAAAUGUGACAUUUGUAAUAAUGAGAGUGUAUAUACUUUAUUAGACUUGACAAAGCAUUUUGCAGCCACACAUUGUGUAAAUGGUAAUUUUCAAUGUGAAAAGUGCAAAUUCUCCACCCAGGAUGUUGGUACAUUUGUUCAGCACAUUCACAGACACAAUGAAAUCCAUUAUAAAUGUGGUAAAUGCCAUCAUGUAUGUUUUACCAAAGGAGAGCUUCAGCAGCACCUUUAUGUUCAUUCUGGUACAUUUCCCUUUGCUUGUCAAUAUUGUAACUAUGGUGCCACCAGGAGAGAGCACCUUAUAAGACAUGUUAUAACUUUGCACAAAGAACAUUUAUAUGCAAAAGAAAAACUGGAAAAAGACAAAUAUGAAAAAAGGAUGGCGAAGACUUCAGCGGGACUUAAGCUGAUACUGAAAAGAUACAAGAUAGGUGCAUCAAGGAAGACAUUCUGGAAACGUAAGAAAAUCAAUGGGAGCGACCUAAGUAUGGAAAAAAACACUCAAGUGCUUAAAAAAGUGAAUAGAACACUGGUUAAGUCUGAAGACCAGAGUCAUCUUGUUCAGGAACAUUUAAAUUCAGAAAAGGAUGAAAGAGACUAUUGUGAGAACAAUGAUAAACGUGCUGAGUCAGAGUCAGAAAAGCCAAUUGUUCUGUCCACUGGACAAUGUAAUAGAGUUGAAGAGGGAUCAAAUUUUACUUCAGGUUUCUUGAAAACUGCUGUACAAGGACCUACAGUGUUAAUGGUGAAAAACAAUAGAAUAACAGUUCCUGCUAACUACAGUGCAAAGUUUAUGGGCUUCAAGAUGGUGGAUGGAAAGCAACAUAUUGUAAUUAAAUUGCUGCCUACCAAUAGACAGAAUUCAUAUUCCACAGGCUCUCAGUCAGAGUCUGCCAAGGAUACUCAUCUGCAACCACAGACUUUGGAUACCACUGGAUUUUUAUCAGGAAUAGCAACUGAGUUAAGUGACACAGUUUACAUGAAAACAGGUACUCCGUUUUCAUAUGCAUCUCCUGUACUUCCGGGGAAAAUAACUUCAGAAAAAGAAAUGACUUCGCUGUCUCAAAGGAACAGUGUGCUUCAAACAAUGGAUGAUGAAAAAAAUGUGUCUUCUUUGUCAGUGACAUCAGAAUUGAUUACAUCUUCAGUGAACUUGACCACAAAAGUUGAAACAAGAGACGACUUAUGGGGAAGUCAUAUUACUCAGAGUCCUCCUGAGGUCCUAAGUACUGCCAUUAAAAGUCCAGAUAUAGUCAAACCAAAUGCAUACAGUAGUGGAGAUAUGCAUAACUAUUGCAUUAAUUAUGUCAACCCUGAAUUGCCUGUUGAGUCCCCUAACCAGGGAUCCUUACCUUUUCAUAAUUACUCGAAAAUGAAUAAUUUAAAUAAACGUCGUAGGUUUUCAGGAACAGCAUUAUGUGAAAACCCUCAAAGAGAAGCUUCAUCAAGCAAGAUAGUUGCUCAACUACCAAUAAGUGAAUCAGUUUUAUCCCUAGUGAGGAAAGAGAGCUCAAACCCAGAUAGCCUGUUAGCAUCUACUGGCCUUUUACACACUAAAGACGGAACCUUAAAAACACAGGCUGAAAUUGGGGAAGAGUGUGUUUUAGAAAAAGGACAAAACAUUGAUGAACAGAGCCUAUAUACUAAUGAAAAUCAGGACUUAGAGAGUAUGACUGAAAAGUCUAACUGGGAUGACAUUUCUAAUGUUGAUUCACCCAUGAUGCCUAGAAUCACAUCUGUGUUCUCUCUCCAGAGCAAACAGGCAUCAGAAUUUUUGCCACCUGAAGUAAAUCAGUUACUUCAAGAUGAAUUGAAAGCAAAAGCCGAUGUAAAACAAGACACUGACAGCACUCUUAAUAAAGACUUGCCUCUUGAUUAUGACCAGUCCUAUCAGAAACUUGAGGGAGAAGGCAAAGUCAUCGACUCUUCAAAAGACUUCAAAGUACAAGGCAUCUUUCCAGUUUCAUCUGCUAGUGUGGGGAUUGAUAUACCUACAAAUGAUCUGAAUUUAAAUUGUGGAAAAGAAAAGCAAAUUCUGUCAGGGUCACAAGACAUGAAAGAUAUGGAGAAGACAGCUAGAAUUUCGGGUUUUGGCACAUUACUUAAGACUCAGUCAGAUGCAAUAAUAACACAGCAGCUUGUAAAAGACAAACUGCGAGCCACUACACAAACUUUUGGUUCUUUGUAUAUACAGAAUCCACUUGUAAAUUCAGAACCAAAGAAUACUAUAUACGUACAGACCCCAAAAGGCUUUUUUGUACCAUUUCACAUUGCAAAUAAACCUGGGUUACAUGUCAUUUCAUCAGGAAGAUCGCUUCCAUUGGUUAGUGCACAAGGUGUGCCUGCUUCUCUUAUCUUAAACAAGAAACCUGGGAUGCUUUUGACAUUUAAUAAUGGGAAACUUGAAGGUGUUUCCACUGUCAAAACUGAGAGUGGUCAAGUGUGUGGAACUGCAGCUAAGGAGCCUUGCAGAAUGCCUGUCUUAAAGGUAGAACAAAACAAUAAUUGUCUGACACCUGCACUUUGUUCCAGCAUUGGCAGUUGUUUGAGCAUGAAAAGUUGCUCAGAAAGUACUUUGCCAUUAAAAGGUCCUUACAUUAUUAAAUCAGCAGCGAAUUCUUCACUGAAAGCUGCUCCCGCUUCUAAUGUAAUAUCUGAGCAUCAGGGCACUAAGUUGAAUAUCUUGGAUUCAGUAAAACAGCGUAAUGAGACUUUUCCAAAACCACCCCUUUAUACCCUCUUGCCUGAUGGCAAACAAGCUGUUUUUUUCAAGUGUGUGAUGCCAAAUAAGACUCAGCUGCUUAAGCCCAAAUUAGUCCAAAAUAGUACUUAUUAUCAAAAUAUACAGCCAAAGAAACCUGAAGGAACACCACAAAAAAUAUUGCUGAAAAUUUUUAACCCUGUUUUAAAUGUAACUGCUGCUAAUAAUCUUUCAGUAAGUAAUUGUGCAUCCUCAUUGCAGAAAGACAUUGUACCAUCUAAUCAAACUACAGGAGAGCAGAAAGAGCCAGAAUCUUCUAGAGAUGCCUUACCCUUCAUACUAGAUGACAUGAUGCCAGCAAAUGAAAUUGUAAUAACUUCUACUGCAACAUGUCCAGAAUCUUCUGACGAACCAAUAUGUAUCACUGACCAUUCAGAGGCCAGGGUAUUAAGAUGUAAAACAAAUUGUACAAUUGAGAGAAGCUUCAAUAGAAAAAAGACUUCCAAAAAAAACUUUUCAAGAAUAAAAACUCAAGUAAGAAGUAUAGAUUCUGAAACUGCUUUUGUAUCUAGAAACAGAAACUGUAAACGAAAGUAUAGUGAUAGUGACCUAGAACCUCCAAGAAAAAAAGCAACAUUACAUAGGAAGUGUAAAGAAAAGGCUAAACCUCAAGAUAUCCAUGAAUCAUUUGGAUUUAGCAGACCUAGGCUAUCAAAAGAUUCAGUCAGAACUUUGCGGCUUUUCCCCUUUAAUUCCAAACAACUUGUGAAAUGCCCUAGGAGAAACCAACCAGUUGUAGUUUUGAAUCAUCCUGAUGCAGAUGCACCAGAAGUAGUCAAUGUAAUGAAAACUAUUGCUAAAUUUAAUGGACGUGUACUUAAGGUCUCAUUGUCAAAAAGAACUAUCAAUGCUUUGCUGAAGCCAGUUUGUUAUAAUCCUAAAACAACUUAUGAUUUUUCCAAGAGACACAAAACAUUUAAACCUAUUAGUUCUGUGAAAGAAAGAUUUGUAUUAAAGUUAACACUCAAAAAGACAAGCAAAAACAAUUAUCAGAUUGUGAAAACUACCUCUGAAAAUGUUCUGAAGGCUACAUUUAACUGUUGGUUUUGUGGUAGAGUAUUUGACAAUCAGGAUGCCUGGGCUGGUCAUGGGCAGAGGCAUUUAAUGGAAGCUACUCGUGAUUGGAAUACAUUAGAAUAAUUUAUUGUUAACUGUGGAAAAGAAAAGUAAAAUUAUCUUAGAAAACAACAGUGGUUUGAUACCUUAAUGCAGAUGUUUUCUAUUUCAGUUUAUUGCCUGAAACUACUUGUGAAAAUUGUAAUGUGUCAAUAGAAGAGCAAAAGGUCUAUAUAUGAUACUUGACAUGCUUUCACUCACUGUAUGACAGCACAGGCGUACUUUGAUUUAAUUUUUUAAAAGUGUGUUCUUGGGAAGUUAGGGCUAAAAGAAAAUUUUGAUAACAUAAUUUUCCCGACCAAGUUCUUCAACGACUCAGCAGAGGGUAACGGCUAAUGGCCACAUUCCUCUUUCACCAGCCUUAUGAAUCUGAUAAGUGUAGCCCCUCCAAAGAUGGAGAGCUCUUUCAUCAUGGAACUGAAGGAGUUUUUUACCGUUUGUGAAGAUGUGCUGAGAGCUUGAGUAAAGCCCUUACUCUACAUCUGUAGUUCUUUGGAGGAGUUUUGGGUGCUUUGAGAAUACAUUUAACUCACUACGGUUACACCUCAUGUUUGAAAAAGAGCUUUUGACAAAUCUUACUUUCUUGUAAACAGUGUCCUGCGACAGAGGUUCCAACACCCUCCCCAGAUAAUUUUCUUUUUUCUAAAUGUCUGUCAAGCAUUGUAGUUGUAGAUAGGCAGUUGGGUAUAGAAAUAAACUGUCUAAUGUGAAAUCCAGUGAAAGAAUUUGAGCAUUUUUCUGAAUUUGGUUAUAUUUGCCAGUGAUUCUCUUACACGGAACUAUGCUUGUUUAAUUUAAAUUGUUUGUUACCCAUAAUCCAAAAGACCAAUUUUUUUCUUGGUUGUCAUCCCUUUAAAAAGAGUGGAAUUUAGAAGCACUUCCAAGGGAAUGGCUUUUCUUGAAAAUUGAAUUUUUUUCCUACAGAAACAAUAUCAUGAAGCAAGAUUGGCAAAGCAAAUCUUAUUUUUGUUUGUGUUUAAUUACUCUUAGUGUCUGAACAUGUCCACAUUGGGACAAACUAUUUUUAUUAUCAAUUUUUCAGUAUGACUGACAACCCAAAGCAGAUGAUUUACUGAUUGUUGACAGUUGAAAAUGGAGAAGCAUUACUAGUGAACUCUGGCAGUGCAUGAACUUCAGGAGUUUUCUAUGGGACAUGCCCUACAUAGAGUUUUGAAAUGGACAUUUUCACAGCGACAACAGAAUCAUCCGUUUAAACUUUUCAUCUUGUAAUCUUAGAUCAAAUUUUGUUGGAUCAUUAGAAAAUGGAGUUCUUGUAUUACAAAAUUAUGUGAGAUACCAUUUUUGUUGUACUGCUACUACAAGUGUUAAUGUCAUUGAUGGAAUGAAAACUUCAGGGCUUGUUUUCUGUACAUAACAAAAAAUUUAAAACUGUACAUAUUUUUGUACCUUUCAGUUAUGUAAAUUUCGCACAGAAAGUUUUGACAAAAUUUAUUUUCUUUCAAUUUAGUUCUGUGCAUGCACUAAUAAAACUGGUGGUUUAAUUUAAAAGGAGUAUAUAAGACUUUACCCAUGUUAUUUUCUUGGUUUUUAUUUCAGAUGUAGAUUUUUUUUUUGGGUAAAUUCAUUUUUCAGGGAUUGAACACUAUUGUUAGCAAGUGCCUAAAAGAUGUGAAACAGUUUACAUUUGUCAACUGUAACAGUAGGUCCCAAAUGGGUCCAUUCCCCCAAUAGUUCUAUUUUAAAGAAAGCCAUACACAAUGCUUCAAGCUAUCUUGCUAUGCACAUUAUACAUGUACUGGUUUUGUGCAGUUUGUCUACUUUCUUAGUGAAGUAUUUUUUGUAUAAAAUCUGUUACAAUUGUGUUUCUUAAAUUGAGCCUAAGAAUGGAGUUGAUUGAAAAGAUACAGUAUAUAUUAAUGAUGUAUAUGAUGUUUAAAGAAUGGUAAGCAUUGUUAAUUUCUGUAAUGAACCUUUUCAAUUAAAUUUAUCUUGUUUGUGUUUACACAAUUCUUUUCA
This is a messenger RNA of Condylura cristata (star-nosed mole), 6452 nucleotides long. RefSeq names its product zinc finger protein 518A (gene ZNF518A). Bases 63 to 4499 code for a protein of 1478 amino acids. The record is from RefSeq and is a predicted model, not a curated record. The transcript has a single exon. NCBI's taxonomy places the organism in Eukaryota, Metazoa, Chordata, Mammalia, Eulipotyphla, Talpidae. Gene Ontology annotation, molecular function: DNA-binding transcription factor activity, RNA polymerase II-specific; RNA polymerase II transcription regulatory region sequence-specific DNA binding. Gene Ontology annotation, cellular component: nucleus. Gene Ontology annotation, biological process: regulation of transcription by RNA polymerase II.